AUGAAGAUCCUCGCUCUUCUCGCAUCAGCUGCAGCUGUUUCUCUUGCCGCGCCUACUGUUGAUACACAUGAGAUUGAUGCACGCGCGGUUGACACCGUUCUCUACCCAGCUGGAACCUACCGAUACUGGAUCCAAAGUGGCAAAAUCAUCUGGGAUCCACAGGAUCAGCUUCUAAUCGUCAAGAACGGCAAGGCCGCUGACGAGACAACCACAAUUGUGACCUUUGAGUUCGACGAAAGCACUCGCGGCAAGACCUGCGAGCUUCUAUUUGAGCUCUGGGACCGAGAUGUGUCCACUGGAACAAAGACUCUGGACGUCUUCACCUACUCAGAUCCUCCAACGGGACCUCGAGCUUUCUCGGCUGCAGACGCUGCUAAUUGGGCAUCCACGAAGAGUAGAGGCAACCAUGUAGGUCGUAUCAGAGUACCCAAACCUGGUAAUGCUACAUGGGAACAGUCGUACCAAGGGUGGCCCAAGAUCCCCUGCCCAGCUGGGCAACUCAUUGGGGUAGAGUAUGUAGGUGUCGGCGAUCGGGUGCAGGUUCGCUGGGAUAUCGGAGUGACUGGGCCUAGGUUUAAGAUUGUGGGGUAG
This is a messenger RNA of Fusarium oxysporum Fo47, 591 nucleotides long. RefSeq lists its product as uncharacterized. The coding region runs from base 1 to 591 and encodes 196 amino acids. The record is from RefSeq and is a predicted model, not a curated record. The transcript has a single exon. NCBI's taxonomy places the organism in Eukaryota, Fungi, Ascomycota, Sordariomycetes, Hypocreales, Nectriaceae.